UUAACUUUUUCAAAAUUCAACACCACUUUCACGCGGCUCUUUCCGAUAGCUUCACCAUUUUCCUUUCACGUAUACGAUUGUUUAUUUUUAAUCUUGAAAGCUCGUUUUCCUUCCGAAACAAAGUUAUGAAAUAUGUGAAAAGCAAAAGUCGCAGCAAAUAGUCGCCAGCAGAAUGGUGCUCGCGAUCGGCGCACGCAGCCCAUGGAUCCUAAGAGCCGUAACGAACCGCCUUAUCGGCAAAAUCGGCGCCCUAUCAGCCCUGGCCAACGCCUCGUGCGGCGUCAGAACAAGAGCAGAGAGGAACUACAGCGAUUGCAUGAAAUCGCCGCCGUGUCUGCGCGACGAGCUGAUAUGCAACGUCGUCGAACCUGUUCAGGACGGACUGAACAAGGUGACCAUAGUGGGCGCCGGUAUGGUAGGGAUCGCCUGCUGCAACGCCAUUCUCUUCCAGAAAAUCAGCAGCCACAUCGCUCUGGUCGACGCUUUUCCCAAGAAGCUCAGGGGAGAGGGACUGGACUACUCGCAGGGCCUGCCGUUCCUGAACGAUCCUCACGUGGAGUACGACACAGACUUCUGUAUCUCCAGCAACUCCCGAGUGGUGAUCGUAACGACGGGCGCGAGGCAGUGCAAAAACGAAUCCCGGCUCGAGCUAGUACAGCGCAACGCCGACAUAAUAAAGAGCAUUAUUAUACCAUUAGCCGAGUACAGCCCGAGAGCAGUCUUUGUGAUCGUGACGAACCCAGUGGACAUCCUGAGCUGGCUCGCGUGGAAGAUAAGCGGCCUGCCGGUGAACAGGAUCAUCGGCAGCGGCACACACCUGGAUACCUCGAGAUUUCGCUACGCGAUUGCCAAUCGCAUCGGCGUCGCGGCGAACUCGGUUCACGGCUUCGUCAUCGGCGAGCACGGGGAUAGCCAAGUUCCCCUGUGGUCGGGCGUCAACGUGGCCGGCGUGCAGUUUCGGGACGUGCUGCCCAACAUCGGCAUGUCCACGGACGACGAGAAGUGGCACGAAGUCGCCAAAGACGUCGUCAACGCGGGAGCGACGGUGAGGUGCCUGAAAGGAUAUUCAAAUACCGCGAUCGGACUCGCAGUCGCUGACAUCGUCAAGGACGUUCUGCGAAACGCUCAAUCGGUCAAAGCCGUCUCGACGCUUGUUCAGGGUCACUACGGCAUCUGCCACGAGGUGUUCCUCUCGCUUCCGUGCAGCAUCGGGGAGAACGGAAUCGGCAGCGUCGUUCGCGUCCGGAUGACCGAGCAGGAGCAGAAGCUCCUCCAGGCGUCCGCUGACAUCGUCCACAACGUCCAGAAGGGCAUCAAGCUCUGAGGAGAACCCUUUCGUGUAAAUUCAAUAAAAUCGGUGCGUUUUGCGUCGUAAAUAAUUGCGAAAAGUGUUUUUUUCCGAUAUAAGCGGCAAUUUUAUUCAAUAAACGCGGCGAUUUGCAUGCCGGCGAUAAAAAG
Nasonia vitripennis (jewel wasp) is the source of this 1458-nucleotide messenger RNA. RefSeq names its product L-lactate dehydrogenase-like. Bases 173 to 1324 code for a protein of 383 amino acids. The transcript has 8 exons. Gene Ontology annotation, cellular component: cytoplasm. Gene Ontology annotation, molecular function: L-lactate dehydrogenase (NAD+) activity. The record is from RefSeq and is a predicted model, not a curated record. Lineage: Eukaryota; Metazoa; Arthropoda; Insecta; Hymenoptera; Pteromalidae. Gene Ontology annotation, biological process: carboxylic acid metabolic process.